GUUCGAUAUGCCGUAGAUUUUCGUGGUCUAAUACCGGAAUCCCAUCAGCUUUUUCUCACAGACCUCUGCCCUGUAUUCAAUCGCAUGGCUGUUGGUCCACCAGCGGAGAAAAAUGAAGAGUUAUUAGCUCUUUUACGAAAUGGCUUAGUUGAAUUUGCUUCGGCAUCAUAUCCCAGGGUUCGAACGGAUACGACUAGUGCUACUUUUGUCAUAUCAUCAAAAAACCGAGAAGUUCACGCUGAUGUUCUGGUGAGAGGUAUGAUUGAGAAAUUUAUUCCUCAACGAGAUGAGUCUCCACUUAUCGAAAACAUGCUGAGACGAGGGCUCAUUCGAUCAUUUACAAACGGUAAUUUUCAUCCCAGCGGCAUUGAUAUAAACGGCCAGCAAAACCCGAUAACCAACAAAGACACGUCUAUUCCAAACAUGUGGGCAUUGGGCAACGUUUGCGAAGGUCCAAACUGGUAUACGUAUGUGUUGCCAAGACCAUCAGUGAAUUCACGAGCAAUACACGAUGCUGCAAAAUGUGCGUUUAAUAUUUUUGACUAUCUAACGAAUCGUAACAAAAGUAUUUUACAAUAA
Messenger RNA from Didymodactylos carnosus, 579 nucleotides. Lineage: Eukaryota; Metazoa; Rotifera; Eurotatoria; Philodinida; Philodinidae. The record is from the annotation of a GenBank genome assembly.